AUGACCGGUCAGCCGGCCCCGGGACCUGUGACACCAAGGCAUACGAUCGAGCCCAACAGUACGUGGAACAGCGUGCCCGUGGCGCAGGCCUCAUUCGACAUCUCUAUUGCUGCCCAGGUCCAAACCCCUACGGAAGAGGAUUGCACGACCCUCAACAAGCGGCUUCAAUGGCAGAAAGACCACCAGCAGCGAGGCCUAACGUAUAUCCCUAUUGACCUCGCCAAUGCCAAGCUUAUCGUCUUUACCGACGGUUCCUUUGCGAACAAUAAGGACCUAUCGUCACAGCUAGGCUUCGUCAUUGCCCUAGUCAAUGAGACCGAGACCGCACGUACCAAAGACCAAUUCGGGAUCAAGGGCAAUGUCCUCCAUUGGAGCUCAACGAAGUGUAAGAGGGUCACCCGAAGCGUGCUAGCAUCAGAGAUCUACGGCAUGGUCAACGGAUUCGAUAUUGGGAUAUCACUAGCAACGACGAUACGGAAGAUCACAGACCGCCUCAAUCUUCCCCCUAUCCCCUAA
Molecule: messenger RNA, 516 nt
Organism: Hirsutella rhossiliensis
Lineage: Eukaryota; Fungi; Ascomycota; Sordariomycetes; Hypocreales; Ophiocordycipitaceae
Product: polyprotein
Exons: 2
Coding region: 1-516 (171 amino acids)
Source: RefSeq, a predicted model, not a curated record